Aegilops tauschii subsp. strangulata is the source of this 798-nucleotide messenger RNA. RefSeq lists its product as uncharacterized. Lineage: Eukaryota; Viridiplantae; Streptophyta; Magnoliopsida; Poales; Poaceae. The record is from RefSeq and is a predicted model, not a curated record.
AUGGCAGCAGAUUACCUGAAACCUAAGGACCCAAACUUUAGUAGUGUGCACCCAAGGAUUCAAAAGGAUAGAAGGGCUUAUCCACAUCUUAAGGACCGCAUCGGCGCACUAGAUGGUACUCACGUCAGAGCUACCAUUCCUGCUGGCGACGAAGUUAGAUACAUUGGAAGGUCAGGAUCAACAACACAGAAUGUUCUGGCAAUAUGUGAUUUUGACAUGCAUUUCAUGUACACUUCAGUUGGUCAACCCGGCUCUAUGCAUGAUACCGGUGUCUUGUAUCAUGCAAUUGAAGCUGACAAAGAUACCUUCCCUCAUCCUCCAAAGGGUAAGUACUAUCUUGUGGACGCGGGCUAUCCUAAUAGACCUGGAUAUCUCGCACCUUACAAGGGGGAAAGGUACCACGUGACUGAUUUUCAACGAGGUGUGGCGCCAAGAACACCUAAGGAGAAAUUUAACAAGAUACACUCAUCCAAGCGUAAUGUGAUCGAGAGAGCGUUUGGUGUGUGGAAAAUGAAGUGGCAGAUUCUACUAGAGAUGCCCAAUUAUUCAGUUGAAACUCAAAAGAUGAUAGUGGCUGCAACUAUGGCCCUCCACAACUACGUUCGAUAUCAUGAUAAGGGGGAUCUUCACUUUCUUCGAGUCGACAGAGAUCCCAACUAUGUCCCAACUAUCCCUUCAAGGUAUCAACGGUAUGCCAUCCCUCCGAAUGCAUCGGAUGCGUCAACCUCGGAGACUAGUGAUAAAGACAUGGACCGGUUCCGUAAUAGACUAGCAACUGAUAUUGCUCUUGGUUGGUGA